UAUAUCUGUACAUCUAUGUGUCUGUGUGUGUGUGCAUUGGGACAUGCAUACAUGCACAUAUUUCUAAACUAAUUAAAGUGCAGUGUAAAAUGGAAAAAAUGAAUGAAUCACUCAGGGUGUAACAGAGGGGGAAUGGAAGGGGGACUUCCAUUAUUCCAGCAUCCAAAAGUGUCACCUUACAAAAAGUAUUUUUAACCAUGAAACAUGUGUGGUGUCAAUGUUGCACCCCUCGCUCUCCCUCUCUGCGCUCUGUGUGGUAUUGCUGCCUUCUCCGAUCCGACAGAAAUAAGCAGCCCGCACUGGGGCAGGUGGUCUCCACAUUAUUUCGCUGCGAGUCCCAGCGAAGCUCCAGUCGCAGUGAGGUCCUCUCCAGCUCUUAUCUCCUGCGCUCUGCCACACUGGAUCUGGGUCCAUAGCUCCGAGAAUCCCAGGCUGGUGAGAGUCCGUGACCCCGGGUUCUGUUUUUCGCUGCUGAAGAAAAAAGGAGGGUGCUUUCAGAGAGCGCUGUGUCUGUAUCUUCACCAGGAUCGAGAGUGGUACUGAAUCCCAACCAUGGCGGACAAAUUUGAAGUGUCAGGCGUUGAAGAUGAGACGGCUCAGCCGCUGAACCUCCUGUCCUUGCUGGAGCGGGUGGCGGGCAUCAUCAACGAGGUGCAGGCGUGCCAGCAGCGCAUGGAGGAGCGGCAGCUGGAGCUGGAGGGCAACGUGAAGAACAUCCAGUCCGAGGUACUCAAGCUGGCCAAGGACCACACCAACACCAGCAGCACGGUGGACAAGCUGCUGGAGAAGACCCGCAAGGUCGGCGCCAACAUCAAGGACGUGCGGGUUCGUUUGGAGAAGCAGAACCUGCGGGUCAAGAAGGUGGAGACCACGCAAGGGGAGCUGCUAACCAAGAACAAGUUCCGGGUUGUCAUCUACCAGGGGGAUAAUGAGAUCCCCUCAGUGCCGGCUGCGAAGGCGACGAAAGGAGCUGGAGCAGAGGGCCCUGCCGACGAGCCGGACGCCAUCGAUCCCCCGCCCGAGAUGUCGUCAGACGAGGAGUACAUGGUGGUGGAGGAGGCAACCUCGUCCACCGCGGGCCGCCUGAAGAAGACGGGCCUGAAGCGCAUCGAGAGCAUCAAGGCGACGUUCUCCCGGGAGAACCUGGCCAAGACCAAGGAGAGCCUGGGCUCCAGGGUCAACCGCCUGGGCGGGCGCAUCGUGACGGCCGAGCGCAGGGAGAAGAUACGCCAGUCCGGCGAGCGGCUAAAGCAGUCCGGGGAGCGGCUCAAGGAGUCGAUAGCGAAGAACGUGCCGGCCAAGCUGAACCUGAAGAAGGAGAGGACCGUGGCGGAGGGCCAGGAAGGGGCGGAAGGAGCCACGGAGGGGGCCGCGCCGGUCCCGCCUCCCAAGGGCCGCAAACCCAGCCCCGACGUCACCUACACCGAAGUGGCGACCGAGGGCAAGAUGGAGGGUCCCGUGUCAGAGCUGACUGGUGCCCGGAGAGUGGACGAGGGCAAAAUGCAGUUCGGCGACGAAGGCAAAGGGGAAGGGGCGGAAGUGCCGAUGUAUGACAUGAAACAGCUCUCCUAAACAACUGGAGCUCCCUAUGAGGAACAAGAGUAGAGCGACACUGCUGUAGAGGUGAAGUUCCAGAAGAAUGGUCUGAUUUUAUAAUUUUCUAAUAUUACAGUAACCCCAUUUCAUUUUUUUUUUUUUACAUACUGACCACUGAGCUCAAAGGAGUUGUAGUGUUAGUUUUUCUUUUUUUUAAGGUUUUUGGAGUUGGGUGCAGUUGGG
Messenger RNA from Anguilla anguilla (European eel), 1779 nucleotides. It is a transcript of the gene cavin4b, whose product is annotated as caveolae associated protein 4b. Gene Ontology annotation, biological process: regulation of gene expression. The record is from RefSeq and is a predicted model, not a curated record. Lineage: Eukaryota; Metazoa; Chordata; Actinopteri; Anguilliformes; Anguillidae. The transcript is spliced from 2 exons. Bases 553 to 1572 code for a protein of 339 amino acids. Gene Ontology annotation, molecular function: GTP binding. Gene Ontology annotation, cellular component: cytoplasm; caveola.